Messenger RNA from Apus apus (common swift), 12022 nucleotides. RefSeq names its product BCR activator of RhoGEF and GTPase (gene BCR). The record is from RefSeq and is a predicted model, not a curated record. Gene Ontology annotation, biological process: intracellular signal transduction; protein phosphorylation; positive regulation of GTPase activity. Bases 579 to 4631 code for a protein of 1350 amino acids. Gene Ontology annotation, cellular component: membrane. NCBI's taxonomy places the organism in Eukaryota, Metazoa, Chordata, Aves, Apodiformes, Apodidae. Gene Ontology annotation, molecular function: protein serine/threonine kinase activity; guanyl-nucleotide exchange factor activity; GTPase activator activity. The transcript has 23 exons.
UGCUGUGCGCGGAGGGUCCGGAGAGCGUGUGCGCCCAGAGGACAGCACAAUAGCCGGGAGGAGGAGACAGGGAAAGGGGCAGGGGGAAAGGAGGAGAGAGAAAGAGAAAGCACAACACGGGGGCUGGCGAGGGGAGGACGGAGCCGAGGAUUCCUGAACGUGGCUGCACUGAGGACCGUGCCCAGGACGGCAGCAGCAGGAGGUGGGUGGGGGGCGAUAUUUACCUUCCCUCCCCCGCGCCGAGCCUGUUCCUUUGUCCAUCCACUUUGAAGUGCUCUGGGAUUGCCGGCUUGGUAGCAUUGUUGUUCGCUAGCAGAAGAGCAGUCACGCUGGGGAGAGAGUAACGAGUGUACGGGGGGCUGGGGCCGGCAAAAGCUGAAGGAGACGGGGAGAAGAGACUGCUCCGAGGAUUAACGUUUGCCUCCCAGUUUACCAGUAUGGACUGUGAAAGAGAAGCAUUGAGUUGACCCUGCCGGAGCUGUUUCUGCCUUCUACAUGUGAGAUCUGGUUGGUUUAUUCUCUCCACCUAUCUCUCUUCAGCCUCCUUCCCUUAUUCUCCACUUACUCCUGUAUGCAAAAUGGUGGACCCUGUGGGGUUUGUGGAGGCUUGGAAAGCACAGUUUGCAGACUCUGAGCCUCCUAAAAUGGAGCUGAAAUCUGUAGGAGACAUUGAACAAGAGCUGGAGAUGUGCAAAGCAUCUAUUCGGAGACUGGAGAUGGAGGUCAACAAGGAGAGGUUCCGCAUGAUAUACCUGCAGACUCUUCUGGCUAAGGAGAAAAAAAGCUAUGAUAGACAGAGAUGGGGUUUUAAACGUGUUUCUCAGUUGCCUGAAGGGGGUGCAGAGCAGCAGAUCCAAGACCUGCAUCAUCACCAGUCUGCUGACCAAGACGAAUAUGAAAAAAGCAAGUCACACCACGGAGAGGAAAAGUUGAAGCCCAGGAUACCCUCUCUGCGGAAGCUGUCGACCCAGAGUGAUGGGUCAGACCUGUCGCCUUUGGAUAGCCCCCAUCACGGAGAGGGAGAGCAGGACAGGUGUAAGUACUAUGGUGAAGAGAAACUCAAGAGAGUUGUAGAAGAUAUGGACAAUCGUUGUGAUACAGAUAGCUCUCCUUCAAAACACAGAGUGGCUUCCACUCGUAGGCUAGUGGGAUCUGGUGAGAAAGAGGGAUCAUUUGAACCUGUUUCUAAGGAGAGAGGGAACAGCACCAGUGUGGCAGCCCUAAGGUCCAAUUUUGAGAGGAUUAAAAAGGUUAAUUCACAUUCUUCAGGAGAUAACAAGGAUGUUGUUGAGAAGCCCUUUUACGUGAACAUGGAGUAUCAUCAUGAGAAGGGUCUAGUAAAGGUCAACGAUAAAGAUGUUUCCGAUAAAAUAAGCUCCCUUGGUAGCCAAGCGAUGCAAAUGGAACGCAAAAAGUCUUUACACUCUCUCCCUUCUAACAUAGUACCCAGCUUCAGUGAAUUCCAGAGGCCUGCUUACAGGGGAAGGUCCUCGGAGAGCAGCUUUGGCUAUGAUGGAGAAUAUGAGGAUGCUGAACUGAACCCCAGGUUUCUCAAAGAUAACCUCAUUAAUGCCAAUGGCAGCAACCGCUCACCUUGGCAACCCAUGGACUUUCAACCCUAUCAAAGUAUCUAUGUUGGUGGAAUGAUGGGAGAAGAAGGGAAAGGACCUAUUCUGCGAAAUCAGGGCUCAACUGACCAGGAAAAACAUCUCACUUGGCCCAGGAGAUCUUAUUCCCCUAGGAGUUUUGAAGAUAUUGGAGGAGGAUAUACUCCUGAUUGUAGCUCUAAUGAGAACCUUACCUCCAGUGAGGAAGACUUCUCGUCAGGGCAGUCCAGCCACGUCUCCCCCAGCCCCACCACUUACCGCAUGUAUCGGGAUAAAAGCCGUUCUCCCUCCCAGAACUCUCAGCAGUCCUUUGACAGUAGCAGUCCACCAACCCCCCAGUCUCAAAAACGGCACAGGCAACAGCAGGUCAUUGUGUCUGAGGCUACUAUUGUGGGAGUACGAAAAACAGGACAGAUCUGGCCAAGUGAUGGAGAUUUGCCUUCUGGGAGAUGUCACCAGGACAGCUGCUUCCAUGGGGAUACAGAUGCUUCAUUCAGUGGCACACCACCCAGCUAUGCCUAUGAUGCAGACCGUGCUGAAGAACAGAGGAGGCAUCAUGAUAUGAUGCCCUAUAUUGAUGACUCGCCAUCGUCUUCACCCCAUCUCAGUUCCAAGAGUCGGGGCAGCCGGGACACCCUGUCUUCUGGGUCUCUGGAGUCUACAAAAUCAAGUGAGCCAGACCUAGAGAAAGGCCUGGAGAUGAGAAAAUGGGUCCUAUCAGGAAUCCUAGCCAGUGAGGAGACCUACCUGAGCCACUUGGAGGCUCUACUGCUGCCUAUGAAGCCUUUAAAAGCAGCUGCCACCACCUCUCAGCCUGUGCUGACUAGUCAGCAGAUUGAGACAAUAUUCUUCAAAGUGCCUGAGCUCUAUGAGAUCCACAAAGAGUUCUAUGAUGGACUCUUUCCCCGAGUGCAGCAGUGGAGUCACCAGCAACGUGUGGGGGACCUCUUCCAAAAGCUGGCCAGCCAGCUGGGAGUGUACCGGGCCUUUGUGGAUAACUAUGAAGUUGCUAUGGAGACAGCAGAGAAAUGCUGCCAAGCCAAUGCUCAGUUUGCUGAAAUAUCUGAGAAUCUAAAGGCUAGAAGCACAAAGGAAUCUAAAGACCAGACAACGAAAAAUUCUUUGGAAACUUUAUUAUACAAGCCAGUGGAUCGAGUGACUCGCAGCACACUUGUUCUACAUGAUUUGCUCAAGCACACUCCAGUGAGCCACCCUGAUCAUCCACUCCUGCAGGAUGCUCUGCGGAUCUCGCAGAACUUCCUCUCCAGCAUCAAUGAGGAGAUCACUCCUCGUCGACAGUCCAUGACUGUAAAGAAGGGGGAGCACCGGCAGCUCCUGAAGGACAGUUUCAUGGUGGAGCUGGUUGAGGGAGCCCGCAAACUACGUCAUGUCUUUCUUUUUACUGAUCUGUUCCUGUGUGCCAAGCUCAAGAAGCAGAUUGGAGGAAAAAGCCAGCAGUAUGACUGCAAGUGGUACAUCCCGCUCACUGACCUUAGCUUCCAAAUGGUGGAUGAGUCUGAGGCAGUGCCUAAUAUCCCACUGGUACCUGAUGAAGAACUGGAUGCCAUGAAGAUCAAGAUAUCCCAGAUCAAGAAUGACAUCCAGCGUGAAAAGAGGGCCAAUAAGGGCAGCAAGGUCAUUGAGAGGUUGAAAAAGAAGCUCUCAGAGCAGGAAUCCCUCCUACUGCUGAUGUCCCCCAACAUGGCUUUCAGGGUACACAAUCGCAAUGGCAAGAGUUACACGUUUCUCAUAUCAUCAGACUAUGAAAGGGCAGAGUGGAGGGAGAACAUCCGGGAGCAGCAGAAGAAAUGCUUUAAAAGCUUCUCACUCACAUCGGUGGAGCUCCAGAUGCUGACAAACUCCUGUGUGAAGCUUCAGACGGUGCACAACAUUCCCCUCACUAUUAAUAAGGAAGAUGAUGAAUCUCCAGGUCUCUAUGGAUUCCUGAAUGUCAUUGUCCACUCUGCCACAGGAUUCAAGCAAAGUUCAAAUUUGUACUGCACAUUAGAGGUGGAUUCUUUUGGGUAUUUUGUGAACAAGGCUAAAACUAGAGUGUACAGAGACACCACAGAGCCCAAUUGGAAUGAGGAGUUUGAGAUUGAGCUGGAAGGCUCACAAACCCUGCGGAUUCUGUGCUAUGAAAAGUGCUAUAACAAAACCAAGCUCACCAAAGAGGAUGGAGAGAGCACAGAUCGCAUAAUGGGGAAAGGACAGAUCCAGCUGGACCCACAGGCAUUGCAGGACAAAGAUUGGCAACGCACAGUCAUCUCAAUGAAUGGAGUUGAAGUGAAGUUGUCAGUGAAGUUCUCCAGUCGGGAGUUCAGCCUGAAGAGAAUGCCAUCCCGGAAACAAACCGGGGUGUUUGGGGUCAAGAUUGCUAUUGUCACCAAGAGGGAGAGAUCGAAGGUGCCGUACAUAGUGCGCCAGUGCGUGGAGGAGAUCGAGCGUCGUGGGAUGGAGGAGGUGGGCAUCUACCGUGUCUCUGGGGUUGCAACAGAUAUCCAGGCUUUGAAAGCUGCCUUUGAUGUCAAUAACAAAGACGUGUCAGUGAUGAUGAGCGAGAUGGACGUCAAUGCCAUUGCAGGCACCUUGAAGCUGUACUUCAGGGAGCUGCCCGAGCCCCUCUUCACGGAUGAGCUGUACCCCAACUUUGCUGAGGGCAUUGCACUUUCAGAUCCUGUUGCAAAGGAGAGCUGCAUGUUGAAUCUAUUGUUAUCGCUUCCAGAACCCAACCUUGUGACAUUCCUUUUCCUUUUGGACCAUCUGAAAAGGGUUGCUGAGAGGGAAAGCAUUAACAAGAUGUCCCUGCAUAAUCUUGCAACUGUCUUUGGACCAACACUGCUCAGGCCUUCAGAGAAGGACAGUAAAAUCCCUGCCAACCCGACCCAGCCUAUCACAAUGACUGACAGCUGGUCACUAGAAGUCAUGUCCCAGGUUCAAGUUCUUCUGUACUUCCUACAGCUAGACACUAUCCCUACCCCAGACAGCAAGAGACAAAGCAUUCUCUUUUCCACAGAGGUGUAGGUGUCUGCCAUACCAACAGGACUCACAGAACUGCUCUUGGCACAAACCUGCCACGCCUGAGAAAAAGAAGACUGGUGUUUCUUCAGACAUUACUGGCCUGUUCCUGUCCUGGGGAACUGUGGCUCUCAGUGCUUCUGCUGUUGGUUAACCAGAGACAAACUGAAGGGAAAGGAGAAAAAUCCCUGCAUUUGGUUGGUAGGACCAGGACUGAACUGGGAUGGAGCUGUGCAGAAUCUCCACUAGAAGGAGCAAUAGACACUCAAACAAAUGCACAGCAGAUUGUGGCUAUUAUUCUUGUUGGGAAUGUGACAGAAGGUAUUCCUCAUUUUAUGGAUUUAAUUUAUCAUAAAGAAACUUCAAGAUUUCUACUGGACCACUUGAUAGGAUACCCCUUUUUGGGUGAGGGGGAGUUAAAGGAUAUAUCACAACUGUGUCUUUAAUAACUGCUGUUUUUAAAGUACUGUUCUAGGCCACGAUAAUAGCAUUGCUUUGCCAGAGGAGAGAAGGGACGGGUCUGGGAUCACAGAUUCCCUCCUCAGAAAUUCCAGGCUUGAUUUGAACAGGGUUCUAAUGAAAUGAAGCAGUUUUGCGUAUGACUAGAACUGUUGGUUUGUUUUGGGGGUUGUAUCUGGUUUCUUUAGUUUGUGUUUUGUUUUGGCUCUUUUUUUGUCUCACCCACCCCCUUCCCUUGCAGAUGUUUAGGCAAACUAGGGAAGGAGUUGGUGCCCUGCUUUUGCCUACAUUGCACUUGGGAUGGGUUAUUUUGGGCUAAGGGAGCCAGACCCAGAGAUGCUACAUGAUAAAUAAAUAACAGUGAAUUAAAGAGAGGCAGGGAGGAUUAGUCAGUGAUUUUGCUUGUGAUUCUGUUGGCUGUUUGCAUAUAAAAAGCAGGGGCAAUAGUAUCCAGGCAGAAUUGCUAAAUUCCUUAGACCCCACCAAACUUAAUUAAAAUUAACUGGGAAGACUGUUAAUUCCCAACACUCCAAAGAAAAUAUGUUAUCACUGCAAAAAUGAUUGAAGCAUUUGGCUGUCUGCUUACUCCAAACUUUUAUCAGAACAUUGUUUUUUGGUUGUUUUUUUUUUGAUACUUGAAUUUUUGGAGGCUUUGUACAUUGCUUCUACAAGAGUCUUUCUCUGAUAGCUACAAAUACUUUGAUAAAAUGUGUCAGGAUGUACUUUAUGGACAAUCUAGUAAGUAGCAUGCAUCAUGUGAAAUUCCAACCCUGUUUUAAGUCAGAGCAGUGAAGAAAUGUUCCAUGGGACUACAUGCAGCAGGACAAAAGGUCAAGCCAAAUACCAACUUUGUGCUUCCCUGCCCAAAGCAGCUCAAACCCCGGGGGUUAUGCAGGCGUGAAGGGCAGCAGUGUUUGUCCAAGAAACUGAAGCACCAUCUAACUGCUGGUAUCCAGAGCAAAGUAUUCUGGCUAUAGAGCAGUUGUGCCAAACAUCCUGGGGGGCAUGGGAGUGAUUCCAUUGCCAUGAACUCCUCCAGCCCCCCUUGACUUCCUACCCAGUUAUGCAGCAUCCAUUUACUGGCAUCCAUCCAUCAUCAUCCUGGCAAGAAGAAAAAUACAGCUUGGAGACAAGGGAAGGAAUGGGCAUGGGAAGAGGAGAGAGGGACAGAUCUUGACAGAUUGGUAGAAGUUAGGCUGUCAGCAUCAUUUGAGGGGAAAUAGGAUAAAGAAAGCAACCCCUGUUACGCUGAAUUUCACAUUUUCUGGUGGGUGAUCUGCAACCUCUCAAUUAAAAAUAAAAUUAAAAGAGUCUUUCAAACAAAUGGAAAGAAAAAAUUAAAGGCAAAUGAUGUUGUAGUCACUGUAAUUGACUGCUGCAUAAUAUUAGAAAUUAUUGUACUGUGAAGUUGCAAAUUCAAAAAGGAACCAAUAUAAAUUUCAAUUUUGUGAGUAUAUCAAUAUUUUGCAUGCUUUGUAAGGAUUCUUAUAGGAAUUUAAUAUUGCUUAGUAUCCCUCCCUCCUUAGGUCUGGGAGCAAACUUCUUUGUAAUGUAAUGUACAACUAGAAAUUCCUUCUCUCUUAUGUGUAUUUCCACUACAUUCCAACUUCUGAACCCGUGAAACUGAAAAAGUGUUUAUAGUAGGAGGUGCUUUUUGGGGGGAGGGAGCGAAUGAAGACAAGGAAACUUGAAGGCUUAAGAUUUUGAUUUAUUUUUUGAUUUAUUUUUUUGCCUCUGUGAAGGUAAGAAAUAGUCACAAUCCUGAAAAACAAUUACUUAAGAAAAGUCAUGCAGACCAGUAAACCACCCUCCAUGGGUUUGGUUUUAUGUAUUUGUUCUUGUUUCCCCAGGGCAGUUCUCUAGCUGUUGCUGCAAGCUGCACACCCCCAUUCCAAGGGGGCUUGGAUGUUCCCAAGGCAGUGGCACUGCUGAGGAUUUCAUUUAAAAGGAAAAAAAAACACAACCCAACUGAACUAGAGCAGGUGGUUGGGCAAUAGCGUUUUCCUUUUGGUGUUUGGAAUCUGUGGCUGCUCUUUGCAGUGUUGAAACUGGAAAGCAAUAUUAUAAUGACUGUGCCAAUUUACUUUUGCCCAACUUUUUAUUUUUAUUUAUAUAGGAAGUUAAUAUUAAAUUACUGAUCUAUAGUAUGUAACCGUGAGAAAAUUGCUUUUGCUUUGGUUACUAUUACAGGUUGUUGCUUUUACUCUCUCAUUACAAUGCUCAGUUCUAAUGUAACAGUAUCUAACAUGCAGGCAUGUGGAUCAGGGAAAAAUAGUUAAUUUAACUUAACCCGUUAAUUAUUUCUGUUAAGUAUGAAUAUGUUUUCCCCAAAGCUGGUAAUUUUGGGCUGGAAAAGUUAGUGCAUCUUAUUGCUGAUGAUGAAAUUAUGGACUGAUUUGAAAUACGAGAAUUGAUUUCUUGAAUUUCCUUUAAUUCUGCAAUUAAGUUUUUUUCAAAUAGUCUUAUGUUUUCAGAAAUUAAGUAUUUCCAAACGGUUUUUAUGUUCUUUUCCCAGGGAUGUUGGUUGGGUUUUUUAGUAUUUGUUUUUUACUUUGUUAUUUUUGUAAUAAGCCUUAUCAUACUUAAAAAGAUAAUUGCAAAACUUGGCUUUAGAGAAGGCCUUCUGAUUUCUACUCUUAUAUAUCCCCUUGUGAGUUGUGUCAGAAAACCUGAAUCAUCCAUUUUCUGUAUCCAAAAGGUACCAUAUAAACAAUAUAAGAGCAAACUAGCAAAAAAACCCAAAAAGUUACCCUUUAUGUGUGCACUGGGAGUUAAUUCUCUUUCAGUUUCUAGUGUAUUGGAGAGACCUUUCAAAAAAUGUAGCUUUCAGUAACAGGAAUCUGAAAUGUUAAAACUGUCAACUAAAGAAUUUCAGGUGAUGGAGUCAGUCUGCGUGUCUCCAGUUUAAGGAGAGGAAUAAGCAUCAGUUUCCUGGCAUUUAGAAACUAUUUUCAAAUUCUCGUGGAUUUUUUUUUUUCCAUUAAAUAGGUUUUUAUGUAAUUUUUUGAAAGCUAAGUAAAGCAAACUAUGGGAAAAGUUUUCCAAGAUGGACAAGAAAUAACAGUUACUAGAUGAGUUUCAGCUUUGUGUUUGUACGUGCUUUGUGUGGGAGGGGAGCGUCCGAAACCAAAUGGAAACACAUCCCUGAAAACGCUGCUGGUGUUCUUUAUUCUUGCACAAUUUGAAGAAGUUGAGGUAGUAGCUAAGCUAUUCCAGGCUGUAUUUUAAUGCUGCUAUUGUUCAGUGUAUCAGCGAAGGGCAGAAGGGCAGCGGGGUGCUGACUGCAUGUGCUGAUGCCCAUGGCUUGUCUCCGUCCUGGCCUUCAGUUGCUCACACAAGGCAAUCCGCGUGCACCCGAUGGAGCGAAACUGCAACUUUUUUGUUGGCCACAAGGUGGUGGAACCCACAGAGUGUGUUUAUGGGAGAUGCAGUAUUUUUACAGUUUAUUCAUUUUAUUUGUUUAAAAAAUCUGUUUUACGGGUUUUUUAUGUUAGUUUUCUAUGAGUUUAUUUAAACAAAUGUUCUGUUCUUUAAAGCAUCCACGGAUCUCCAAGUCUGUUUGUCAUCCUUGUAACACUGGAAGGCAUCACAAUGUGUUCAUUUAUCUUGACAUGCCAUUCUUACGUGUAUAAAAUAUAAACUGACCAAAUGGCUUUUAAAAAUGUUUAAAGUCUGAUGGCAAAACCCCCACCCUCUCUGAUGCCUCACUGCUUAAGUAUUUUGUUUCAGUGCUUGGUCAUCUACUGGGAUAACAUUCUCAGAUGUGGCAUUCUUACUAGGGAAAUUUUAGUAAGAAAUGAAAAAUGUUUUAAGAAAAACCCCUACUCUUUCUUUUUUUACUUUAAUUCAAGAAGGUGGAGACUUGUAAUUACAGAAGACCAAUACAGUCAUGCUAGAUUGAAGAGAUUUACUUCUGUUCCUUGAAGAAGAAAAAUCUGGAAGGGCAAUUCCUAAGUACAUCCAAUCAAAUUAAUCAAGUUCUUGGUGUAGUUACUAAGCCACUUGUUCAUUCCCUCUUAAAUUUGUAGCCCAGGUAUGUUUUUCUUUGUAAACUUUGCUAGCAUUGUCAUAGUACUGCUAACAGAAAAGUCAGUCUGAUACCAGUCACUUCUUUCACCAUAGGAUACCUGCAGCUGAGAUACUGGAGCCCGAGUUCAGCAUUAGCAGUUCUCCAUUCUGAACUGGAAUGAAACAAAUGUUCCUGUAUUUGAUGACAUUCUUCCUGAAUAGAAGUAAAUCCACAGAUUGCAUUACAACCAAGAAAAGCUUUAAAGGAAGCAGUUAGAGUUAACUCCUUAACGAAGUUAUAGGGAAGAAAAGUAACACAAAUGGAAAUGAGAAGCAAAAUCAGGGAUCACUCCAGUCACAUGGUCUGGGACUAGAAAGAAGUCCUCAUUUCCCAUUACAGAAGAAGGUUUAUGCCCCAGAUAACUGUGAGCAGGGACUGUCUGGCCAGUAAAUAAACAUGAAUACAGGAACACCAGGAAUUCAGCUACUGUAGCCUCCUGGUUCUGAUGUGCUGGAACCCCUCUUUCCUGCUACAGAAAAUUCACUUUAAUGCUAAAAAAGGAAAGAUUAUCACUUGUUCUCUACCUUUUUUCCCCCUCAGUGGCAAUAGAUAGGAGCAACACAGUCCAUAAAGAGCUGCAGGGGAAAUGCCACCUCCCAGAAAGACAAAGUGAACAGAAGCAGUAAGUGAGACCCUGGUGAGAUCUAAAAGUCUGUUUCUGGACUGCAAGGAUAAAAUGCCACAACUUGCUAAAAUGAGGAAAUGGUUGAAACAGUAGGACUGAAGCAAAGCUGAGUGUGCAUGUGACCUUGAUUCUCCAUUAUCACUAGAUUUAGGCCUUCCAGGUCAAGCAAAUACAUAAAUGCUAUUGAGAAGAAUUUGAAAAUUGCUAAAUGACCUAGUUUGCCUCCACUGUUGAUUCUCUUUUUUGUUACCAUCUUAGACAGCAGAAUUGCUGGAGACCAUUGUAUAAACACACGGGUGAACCACAUGAAUGUUCCUGCAGUAAGAAAGACCCCUCCUUUUCCAACAGAAACCACAUCAUUCUGUACUGUACAAACUAUCACGGCAUGAGGUUAAAUUUGUAGCAGAGCAAUUCCUGGAGAUAACUACAAUAUUUCCAGUCUUCUGGUGCAGGUACAGCUAAAGCUCUGAGCUCCUGUAGGCCCAUUUUGUGAGUUAAGAUCCUAUUUAUGCCUUUUCAAGCAUAUUUGGGAAUGAUUCCAGAUUCCACAAGCCUAGCAGAAGUGUUUGCUCUACUGAUUUGUCUUAAUUGCAGUCAUGUUCAAAUCCUCUCAUCAAAAGUGGUUCAUCAGAAUAGAGGAAACUUUUCCCAUUUUCCACUAGAGCUUUUGUUUGUGUAACUGUUGCAGCCUUUUUCCCAGUGGGAAGAUGUCCCAAGAACCCAGGACAUUCCACAGAUGGACCACUUCUCUAAUCUGCAGCACGAUUUGUAUGACAAGGCCAUGUUACAUCCCUGUGGAUGUGUGGAAGGGCAGGCUUGUGUACAAAACAGCUUCCUGCCUGGGAGAGCACAGCAGCUUGCUGCAGAUGACCACAACAGGCAGAGCCCACUGGUGGUGAGAUGGCCUUGGUCCUUAGGUGCUCACAUCUGCCCUGGGGCAGUGUGAGUGAGGCCCAAAGGUGGUUCUGGGAAGAGACCCAGCUGGUUCCUUCUCACUGUGCCCAACUGAAUGAUCAAAAUGCUGAUCUACACAGAGUAGCUCAAAUUUCCUCCAUUUAAGUCCCAUUUGGGGAGAAAUCUGAACUACACUAACUCUGAGGUGCUACACAGUCAGCUGAAAACUAAUCCAUAUCUAACAGUUAUUUCAGAUACAGUAGGUGGUAAUGUAGAAGCUGCCAUAGCAAAAGUACAUUUCUUCACAGCAGCCUCUUCUAAUCCCUUCUUUACUGCUUCUCACAGCCUGAGAGAAAGAAAUCUUGUUUGAGGCUUCACAGUUACGUAUGAAAACUUGCAGAAGCCACUCACUGAUGGUGCUGCAUGUGGUUGAAAUCCUGAUCAAACUGACCAACACAGGGACAUGUUUCAAGAGCUGGGACACCAGUACUAACCAAGGCAGCAAAAAGAGGGUGAGAAAUUGUUAUUGGGUGACUGAGAAGCACCACAAUGAAACUGAAUUUAAAUAUGAUCUCACAACAGGACACUGUGAAAUGUUGUCCUUUGUCUGUCUGUCCAGCAGAAAAAAAAACAACCCAACAAAACUAAGCCUUCUCUUGCCUAAGUUGUGUAGUUUGUUCUUAUCUCUAGUAUUACAAGUGUUUAUAAUCCAUGAAGAAUUCCAAGGAAAGGACUUAAGACUAUUUAUUUAAAUAUAAAUACAAUUUAAUUACAUAAUUAGUGCUAAAUUAUCAGGUGUAGAAGACAACUUAUUAUUUGGAUAAUUUUGGUUUCAUCAGAGUUAAUAUUGUUGGCAUUGUUUUAACAGUACCAUGUUAGGGAGUUGGUUUCUGAUUUUAUACAGCUGUUGCUAGUGCUUCAGUAUUUCAUAGUGCUCUGGUUUUGGAAAAUAAAACCUAAUCCUAAUACUUUAAUACUGAAAAGUGUUGAACCUGUACUGCUGAACAUCUCUCAGUUUAGGCCCAAAAAGAGGGAAAAAGAAAAGGGAAAAAAGGGGAGAAAUACUGUAAUUCUGGAUUUUAUUUUUUUUUUUAAUUUUCUGAGAAAAGUGGUAUGAAAAAGGGAUCAAAAAAUUGUAUUUGGGGGGGAAAAAAAAAGGCAUUUGUAGCCUUUCUUUGUACACAAUGUUAAAUAAAAUCUCCUGUAUCUAUGUUUGUCAGGUUCUUCUGGUCUUACUUAACUAAAAACUGAGCCUUCAUUAAACUGAAUGUGUGAAUUGCAUUCAAUUGAGUUUGUUAGAGGUACAGAGUUUAACACUGGUCUGUCAAAAUAAAAGUUACUUCGUAUUUA